This is a messenger RNA of Hippoglossus stenolepis (Pacific halibut), 2738 nucleotides long. Its product is annotated as calcium-binding mitochondrial carrier protein Aralar2. The transcript has 18 exons. Gene Ontology annotation, molecular function: L-aspartate transmembrane transporter activity; L-glutamate transmembrane transporter activity; calcium ion binding. NCBI's taxonomy places the organism in Eukaryota, Metazoa, Chordata, Actinopteri, Pleuronectiformes, Pleuronectidae. Gene Ontology annotation, biological process: aspartate transmembrane transport; malate-aspartate shuttle; L-glutamate transmembrane transport. The coding region runs from base 78 to 2108 and encodes 676 amino acids. The record is from RefSeq and is a predicted model, not a curated record.
CGGCGCGUGAUCUCCAUGGUAACGUUGUCACGCAGGAGGAAGUGGACGGGACGGUCUGACAGUGAGUCCGUUGAACAAUGGCAGCUCAGGCAGUUCUGCCUAGGAGGGCCGACCCCACUGAGCUGAAAGCCAUUUUUGAAAAGUACGCCAGUGUAAAGAAGAACGAUGAGCACUUCAUGUCGCCGCAGGACUUUGUGGGCCGUUUCCUCCACGCCCACACAGACACCCGGCUGUCGGAAGAGGCCACAAAGCUGCUCGCAGGAGUGGUGGACCAGAAGAAAGAUGGGUUGAUCUCCUUUCAGGAGUUCGUAGCGUUUGAGUCGGUGCUGUUUGCCCCGGACUCCCUCUUCAUGGUCGCCUUCCUGCUGUUUGAUAAAGCGGGCAAUGGAGCGACCACUUUUGAGGAUGUGAAGCAGGUCUUCAGCCAGACCAGCAUCCACCAGCACAUCCCCUUCAACUGGGACUGUGAGUUCAUAGAGCUGCACUUUGGAACGCAGAGGGACAAGCAGCUCGGCUACGGAGAGUUCACCCAGUUCCUCCUGGAGAUGCAGCUGGAACACGCGCGACAGGCUUUUAUCCAGCGGGACCAAGCCCACAGCGGCUCCAUCUCAGCCCUUGACUUCAGCGACAUCAUGGUCACCAUCCGGCCACACAUGCUCACGCCCUUCGUGGAGGAAUGCCUUGUGGCGGUUACAGGAGGCAGCACAUCUCAUCACGUCAGCUUCUCCUACUUUAAUGGCUUCAACUCGCUGCUCAACAACAUGGAGCUGAUCAGGAAGAUCUACAGCACCCUGGCUGGCCACCGCAGAGAUGUUGAAGUCACCAAAGAGGAGUUCAUCGUGGCAGCUCAGAGGUUCGGCCAGGUGACACCUAUGGAGGUUGAAAUCCUCUUCCAGCUGGCAGACCUGUCAGAGCCCCGUGGACGUGUUGGUUUAGUGGACAUUGAGAAGAUCGCUCCGCUGGAGGAAGGCGCCCUGCCCUACAACUUGGCAGAGGUCCAGAGACAGCAGUUGGGCAGUGAUGGCUCCCGCCCUGUCCUGGUCCAGGUGGCAGAGUCGGCCUACAGGUUCACCCUCGGCUCAUUUGCAGGGGCUGUGGGUGCCACAGCGGUGUACCCCAUCGAUCUGGUGAAGACGCGCAUGCAGAACCAGCGGAGCAGCGGCUCCCUGGUGGGAGAGCUCAUGUACAAGAGCAGCUUCGACUGCUUCCGGAAGGUGGUGCGCUAUGAGGGCUUAUUUGGACUUUACAGGGGUCUGGUACCACAGCUACUGGGUGUGGCGCCCGAGAAAGCCAUAAAGCUAACAGUGAAUGACUUUGUGCGAGGAAAGACCAGACAGAAGGACGGCACCGUCCCUCUGGCUUCUGAGAUCCUGGCUGGUGGAUGUGCCGGAGGCUCUCAGGUGAUCUUCACCAACCCUCUGGAGAUAGUGAAGAUUCGUCUGCAGGUGGCAGGAGAGAUCACCACGGGGCCAAGGGUCAGGGCCCUGUCCGUCAUCAGGGACCUCGGCUUUUUCGGACUUUACAAGGGUUCCAAGGCCUGUUUUCUGAGGGACAUCCCCUUCUCGGCCAUCUACUUCCCCUCUUACGCUCACCUCAAGGCUUACCUCACUGAGGAGGACGGGAGGAUAGGGCCAGCCAAGAUGCUGUUUGCUGGAGCUCUGGCAGGCAUGCCCGCGGCCUCUCUGGUGACCCCCGCCGACGUGAUCAAGACCAGGCUACAGGUGGCGGCACGUGCCGGUCAGACCACCUACAGCGGCCUGGUGGACUGCUUCUGGAAGAUCCUCCGAGAAGAGGGGCCCCACGCGUUCUGGAAAGGAGCUGGAGCCCGAGUGUGUCGGUCCUCGCCUCAGUUCGGAGUGACUCUGGUGACCUAUGAGCUCCUGCAGCGCUGGCUCUACAUCGACUUCGGGGGACAAAAGCCGGCUGGCCUGGAGCCCACCCCGAAGUCUCGGAUCAGCCUGCCGGCGCCAGCCCCUGACCACAUCGGAGGCUUCAGGUUGGCCGUGGCCACGUUCGCUGGCAUUGAAAGCAAGUUUGGACUCCAUCUCCCACGCUACACGGUGGCGGCGGCGGCAGCAGCAGAAGCAGCAGCAGCAAAUGCCCCUUGAGUUUGCUCACUUUGUCAGUCAAUGAGUGGGGGGCUUGGGGUUCAUAGUAUUUUAAGUUACUAAUUUAAAGUUAUUUAUCGUUUUCUCACAAAUAUAUAUUUAAAUUGAUAGAUGUUAAAUAUCCUGUAUAUAUAUAUAGUUUAAAUAUAACUUAACUGCUUUGGACAACAGUAUCAAUAACUACAAACACUUGCAGCUCUUUCCAGUGUCUUCCUGUUGUUGCUUUCCACACAAAAGCACAUUCCUCAUACGAUCACAUAGCUAAAAACACAUUUAGUCAUACAUGUGGCACUUGUGUAUAUACGAGAUAUCCAGAGACAUAUUUUCAUAUCUAUACGGCUCUUCUGGUCCUGAGUUGCACAUUUGAUCCGAUGUAUCUUGAAGAAUUUUACCAAAAAGUACUUGAAUGUAAAGACAGUGUAAUGUACACAAUGUUUACUGUUGUGAGAUGUUUGGUUUCAGGUCUAAACGUGUACAGAUGUGUAAAUAUCAGAGAGAGAGAGAGAGCUGGCACCAUCUGCACCUCUGGAGUGUGUCAGGAGUAUCUCAAACUGUGCAGAGAAAGUAGAGUUACAUAUGGUGAGUAAUAAUAAACGUGCCUUACUGUAUGUAUGGCAGCAACAUGUGAGU